AAACGGUCACCAAUAUGAAAAGAAGAAUCAUAAACUGCUAACAGUGGAAAAAGUACAGGAAGUGAAUUCACAUGGAUGGAAACUCAGUUGGAAAAGCAAAGAUUUUUAGAUUAAACCUUUGUCGCCGCAUUCAUCCCUCUAUGAAACUCACAGCUUAUUUGCUGCCAAUGGGAACACUGAAUAAGCGGUUUUUUUAGCUGGAAAUAAAAGCCAACUUGCGAUGAAUGAUGUACAUUAGUGUUCAGUGACCGGAGAUGCGGAAACGAGCAACAUAUCACGUGAUUCCAAAGUUACAUCUGACAUCCGAUUCAUCUUGAUGGUGUAGUCCCUCAUCUAGAAUAUACAUCAAUGUCUGGGUUGAAAUGGUGUCAAGCAUACUCGAUGGAUAUUUUAAACUGUUCUGGUAUAUGUUUCGUUUUUCCGCCGAGAAUAUGAAAUUAUUUCAGCUUAUUUUAGUUUUCCACAAUUAAUAUUUUCGUUUAUAGAAAAUUUCCCACUUUCUGUUUAUUUAUUCCAACACCACUUAUUUGAAAGCAAAUCCCCAAACCAGUUAUUGAUCAUUGGUCAGUAGAGUUGUCAUAUGUCGUGCCAGAGCAUAUGAUACGCAGUAAAAAUGAAUAUAUGCUGGAAAAUACAAAUGAUACAAUGAGAUAGAAAGUGCCUGUUUCAUACUGAAAGGUAUUGUCUCUAUCUAUAUUGGUAUUUCUUCAUCUAUUCGUUCUUCUCUGUCUGAAAAAUAUAAAUAUUUAUAUUUGUGUAUGCUGGCACCUAUGACGGUAGGUGUGUGAGUAUGUGUCGAUAUACAGAUAUGUAUCCUCUGGCUUCGUAAAGAAAAUUCAGAAUGCUGUUGUGAUAUAUUUUAUUCUAGUUUCAAACAUUAUAUAUAUAUAUAUAUAUAUAUAUAUAUAAUUCAUUUGAUCUUAUUCUAAAAUCAUAUUGUCAUCAAAAAAGGGUUUGGCCGAGUUGUGAAAUAAAAGAAAAUACUUAUAUAAACUCACAACAUGGCCCAUAUUAAUACUUGUAUCUUACUGCUGUUUAUUGCAUUGAAUUUAUCAGCUAUUGAAAGUCUCAACCAAGGAACACCACCGACAGUUAGUAUGGCUGUAUUAGUACCUGAGAGCCCUUUUAAGAAAUCUCAACUCAUUGGAUAUAUUAUACGCUCAAUCAAUCAAUAUCGACGCAAACAACUGCCAUUUAAACCAACCGGUUACCUACAGUCUAUUAAAUCUGGGAGUACUAAAGAAAUACUGGAUGCUUUUUGCAAUGAUUUCUUUCGGAACAAUACCAUAGCCAUAAUGUAUAUUAACAACCAAGUCAUAUUACAAGGGGACCCCUCUGCGGGGAGUUAUGUAACUCAGUUGGCGCACGCAGUUGGAAUACCCGUCAUUUCCUGGAAUCCCGAUCGUACCAUGGCCAUUCAGGAAGACACUUUAGUGUUGGAAUUAGCUCCACGAAUUCAUCAUGAGUGUGAAGCCAUGUUAAGCCUCCUUGACCAUUAUAACUGGACCGACUUCACCAUAAUAACGACACAGGCCGACGGCUACAGUGAAUUCACCUACACUUUACGGAGGCUUGCCAAAAAAUACAGUAAAACCUAUUCGCCAGAUGUAAUCCAACACAUUCAGUUUGAAAAAAAAUUUCGAAUAAUAACUGAACAUAUAAUUCAAAAUACUACACGACCAGCCAUCAUAAAAAACUUAGAGAAAUUACAAAAAACGGACACCCGGAUUAUUUUAUUAUAUGCAAACAGGCAUGAGAUGCUGACCAUUAUAGAACAGGCGCAUUUACUUGGGAUGACCAGUAGUAAAUACAUGUGGAUAAUCUCCCACAAGUCCCUUGGCAAACAAACACAGACCGAAGGGUCUCUUCCAGCCGGUAUUUUAGGUAUUUCAUUUGAGUUUGAGAUGAACCAUAUGAAACUGCUCAUUGAAAGAGCGACAAAGAUUUGGACAGAUGCAUUGAUAGUUUUGGCCCGGCACACGACUAACUUAAAUGGUCCAUCCUUUCAUUUGAAUAUGUCAUGCGAUGGAACCCGACCGCUACGUUGGGAAGAGGGCAAACAUUUAUAUAGGUUGAUGAAGAAUGUAGUCGUGCAAAGAUAUCGACAGACGCCCGUGGAAUUUAAAAAAGACGGCACCCUGAAAAAUGUGGAGAUUAAUAUCGUCAACCUUCAAAGAAAUAGAAAGUGGAAGCUGGUAGGUAAAUGGGACAAUAAUGGUUUGAAAAUGCAUGAUAUCAUCUGGCCAGGAAAUUCCACAUCCCCACCAAUUGGUAAACCCGACAGAUUUUUCAUGCGAGUUGUUACUCUUGAGGAAAUACCGUAUGUGCGCUACCAGGACAUGGAGUCGGAUAAAUGUUCGAGCAAUGCUGUUCCUUGUAAAGUUCGAAAAGAAAUUGAACAAAAGAAUGGGAAACGACAAUUCACAAAUGAGACAAUACCCCGUUGCUGUGUUGGUCUUAGCAUCGAUCUUCUUAGAAUCCUCAGUGAACGCAUAGGAUUUGAUUUUGAGCUCUUCGAAGUAGAAGACCACAUAUGGGGAUCAAGGCAAACUAACGGAGAAUGGAACGGUUUGGUGCGAUCCAUACUGGACGAUAAAGCAGAUUUUAUCAUGACUUCAAUGAAAAUUACUCCAGAACGUAGUAAAGCCGUCGACUUCACCGUACCAUUUUUGGAAACAGGCAUCACCAUUAUUGUGGCCAUUCGAGAAGGAGCUGUCUCACCAACUGCCUUUCUAGAGCCCUAUGACUACCCAGCUUGGUGUUUGAUCCUCGUAUUCAGCGUUCAUGCGACAGGAGCGUCCAUUUUCAUUUUCGAAUGGCUUAGUCCAUUUGGACUGCAUCAAGGAAAAACCCCUAUCCGAGAGCACAAGUUUUCUUUGUUCCGAUCGUUUUGGCUGAUUUGGGCCAUGCUCUUUGGUGCAUCAGUUAACACAGACAAUCCGCGAGGAGUCUCCAGUCGUUUUCUCGGCAACGUAUGGGCACUUUUUGCGUUAGUCUUCCUUGCAAGUUAUACAGCGAAUCUAGCAGCCUUUAUGAUUACAAAAGAGGAAUUCUACGAUUUGUCUGGCAUUCAAGAUUGGAGGCUGAUGAAUCCACACGCUCUAAAGCCGCCAUUCCGGUUCGCUACAACACCAAACGGAAGUACUGAAACUAACUUGAAAACGAACUACCCGAGUAUGUAUAGAUAUAUGAGUAAGUUUAACCAGCGUGACGUCACAGAAGGAAUAUAUGCUUUGAAGAAAAAGUAAGCCGUCAUACUAUUAUCUAGAGUGUUCGAGUACAGAGCAG
Messenger RNA from Octopus sinensis (East Asian common octopus), 3288 nucleotides. Its product is annotated as glutamate receptor ionotropic, NMDA 2B-like. The transcript has 15 exons. Gene Ontology annotation, molecular function: NMDA glutamate receptor activity; transmitter-gated monoatomic ion channel activity involved in regulation of postsynaptic membrane potential. Gene Ontology annotation, cellular component: postsynaptic membrane; plasma membrane. NCBI's taxonomy places the organism in Eukaryota, Metazoa, Mollusca, Cephalopoda, Octopoda, Octopodidae. The record is from RefSeq and is a predicted model, not a curated record. Bases 1002 to 3248 code for a protein of 748 amino acids. Gene Ontology annotation, biological process: modulation of chemical synaptic transmission; synaptic transmission, glutamatergic; monoatomic ion transport.